GAGUUGCAGCACAUCCAGCGCCUAGAGAAACUAAGGGAGGAGCAGCAACAAGCACAAGAUAGAGUCACACAAAAGAUGCAGUUUGAACAAAGAUAUGAGCCUUGUGUUGUGUGUGGAGACAGAGCAUCUGGUCGCCACUACGGAGCCAUCAGCUGUGAAGGCUGUAAAGGUUUCUUCAAGCGCUCCAUCAGAAAGCAGCUGAACUAUGCCUGUAGGUUAGCCAAGAACUGUCAAGUAACCAAAGUGUAUCGCAAUAGGUGCCAGUAUUGUCGACUACAAAAAUGUGUGGCAGCAGGCAUGAGAUCUGAAUCUGUCCAGCAAGAAAGACGGACCAAUGACCAGAGAGACAAAAUACCAAACACAACUACUUCUACUCAGAAAAUUUAUAUCAGAAAAGACUUCAAUAGUAGUGUUUCGAAACCUGAUUCUGGGAUGUACAAGAGAAGUUCACACAUGUCACCAAGCUCAUCAGCCAACACAG
This is a messenger RNA of Candidula unifasciata, 481 nucleotides long. Lineage: Eukaryota; Metazoa; Mollusca; Gastropoda; Stylommatophora; Geomitridae. The record is from the annotation of a GenBank genome assembly.